Tilletiopsis washingtonensis is the source of this 1176-nucleotide messenger RNA. RefSeq lists its product as hypothetical. The transcript has a single exon. The record is from RefSeq and is a predicted model, not a curated record. Lineage: Eukaryota; Fungi; Basidiomycota; Exobasidiomycetes; Entylomatales. Bases 156 to 1001 code for a protein of 281 amino acids.
CGGCCAGCUGAGCAGCUGCGCAAGGCCCUCAUCUCGACGGCUCUCGAACGAAGUCUGCUGCGCACAGUCGCAGCUCUCCCGCUGCGCACUUCUCCCCCCUCACGUCUAUAAGAAGCGCCCCUCCUCGCCUCCCCAGCCGCGCUCUUCACGACACCAUGACCACGCCCGCUCCUGCCCGCGUCUCAAGCCCCACACUCUCCGGGGUAUCGACGAACUCGGACUCGUCGCUCUCCAUCAUCGAGUGCGAUGCUCCGGCGCCACGCGAAGAUGUGAGACAGGCGGGCCACCGAUGCCCUCACUGCGGCGCCUCGCGCAACGCAGCACAGGGCAUGCAGCGACCGUCGCCACAGCCGAUGCAUCAUGCAGCACCGCCUUCGCCACCGGCUCCUCGGGCACCUCAUGGACACGGGCUUCCGCCUCCGCCUCACGCCCAUCGGUCAUCGCAUCUUCAUCACCAUGGAGCACGCGGCAGACACGAGCACAGGCACGAGCCUCGUGCGGACGAGCCGUGCGCCCGCUCCCAAGGCGGACCUGACCACGGAGCGCGAGGCUGCGGUCAUCCGCACGGCCGAGGACGAGGACAUGGACGGAUGAGCGCUCAUCCUCAUCACCACCAGCGUGGUCCUCCCUUCAGUCCACACGACACGGCCGCUCACUGGCCGACGCACGACAUGCGGCACCUCUUCGCCGCACUGCACGCACACGGUCCUUUCCAUCGACACGCGCAUCAUGCUCCAGCAUCGCAUGGACCGCAUCACGGUGCCCACCUGCAUCGUCCAUCGCCUCCUCCUUUCCCACCGCAUCUCUUCUUCGGUGAAGGAUGGCACGGUCCAGUGCAUCUCGCGCCGCACCAUCCUUGCGCUCCUCAUGGCGAGGAAGGAUGUCGACGCCCGAGCCGUGGUCAUGGCGGACCUCACUUCGCGCAGCGUGGCUAUCACGGACAGGACAGUCCUCACGGCCACCGAGGCCAUGCGCAUCGCCAUCUUGCUGCGUGCAUGUGACUUUUCUCGAUUCGACCUUAAGAACACGACGAACAAGCAAUGAGAAGAAGCGAUACGCGCUGACGAGUCGCUUUGUACAACAGCAAGAGAGGAGAGCACGAGGCACGACACCGGAGAACUGUACCAUAGCCACGAGCGAGCGAGCGAGCGAGCGACGACGAUCAAUGACGAACCU